Messenger RNA from Pichia kudriavzevii, 876 nucleotides. RefSeq lists its product as uncharacterized. The coding region runs from base 1 to 876 and encodes 291 amino acids. The record is from RefSeq and is a predicted model, not a curated record. The transcript has a single exon. NCBI's taxonomy places the organism in Eukaryota, Fungi, Ascomycota, Pichiomycetes, Pichiales, Pichiaceae.
AUGCUCAAAAAUUUUUCAAGAACACUUUCACGGUGGAAUUUUGUUCAAAGAGGUAGGGUUGCGAGGUUUGUCAGCCAAGCGCCUGUUAUAGCAAGAAGAAAUUUAUCAUCAAAGAAAACCCAAAAAACCGAAGCUAAGCUAUCGUUUGAAGAAGAAUCAGAUUUAUAUGUUUUGGGAGAAGUAAUAAGUUCUAUUGAAAAGUAUAAUGCGGAGAAUAAACGUGUUACUGAAGUUGUUGAACAAUUCAAACAUGCAUUCCUUUUGAAUGGUAUAGAGAUAGUGAAAGCACCUGUUCCAGGUUUGGAAUCAACCAAGACUGACAUUUUACAUUUUUCCAAGAGUGUCGAUGGCACAACAAAAAUUGAUCUUAUUGUUGACUUCAAGAAAGUAUUUAAUGAAGAUGCAAGAGAGAUUCAAGUGGUGAUUACAGAUGAAACCAAAGUAUCUCAAUUGUUUUACCUAAUGGGUGACUUCUCUCGUGAAGAUGGUAUGCUUUUUUCCAAUUCUAUGAUGAUCGACUCUCUGGAGUAUAACAAAACUGCGGUAGAAUUGAGGGAUGCGAUUUGCGAUGGAGAAGCCUGGGUAUUCCGCAUGUUGAACAACAAGUUUCAAAAGACACUGGAUGUGAGGAAUGUUAACGUUGUGAAGUUUCUAUCAAAUAUUAAAAGAGAUGCCGGAGAAGCUUUAGACUCGCUUGACAGUCGGACUUUUGUUGAUGCUCUCAUCAACUACACAGUGCUUACACAUCUUGGUGUACUUAAGGGUCAUGACGAAGGUGACAAGUUGUGUUCUAUCUUUUGGCUUUUCGGGAACUACUGCGAAAACACACUUUACGGAAGGUGGCUUCAAGACAUGAUGUGUUGCUUAAAAAGGUAG